AUGAAGCUUAUAAGCGAUGGCAUAGCCUCAGCGUGACCCUACAGCGACGUAUGCUCGGUACGAUAAGCACAAUGCAUAUGAAGGAUGUAGCUAAUAUAAGUCGAGACACAGCCUCUGUAUACGCUGCAGCUACUCGAGUACAUAUGGAUACAUCUGGGUGACGAAACACGUGCACCUGUACAGUAGGCAGUAACCCUAUGGGGUCACACGUAUAUUUUCCCAUUUUUUCUCUCACAAUGAUACAUAUCAAAGUUUUACGAACUCUGUCAAAAAGCGUUUGAAAUUUCAGGGAUCGCCGCUUCAAUCAGACGCGAACCAUUUAAGACCAUGGCCAAGCCAGAAGAGGACUAUGUCGCAAUCACUUCGCUUCUCAAAUAUCUGGCUGAAGGAGAUUCACCAAUAAAUGAAACAAUCGAGGCUGUAGCUCUACUCUACCAAGGAAAACUCUCUCCAGUCCAAGCCGCCAGUCUUUUGACACUUUUGAAUGCCACCGGGCUAGAUCAGGACCCAAAUGUUAUCGCUCAGUGUGCAGCUAACAUGCGAAAAACUGGGCUACAGAUUGACUACAAAAGAAUCACGGCCAGAAUGAACACACCAAAAGCAGAGAAAAUAGGAGGCUCGUACCUGGGAGGCUAUUGUACAAUAGAGGGAACUGGGGGUGACGGACAUUCGACAUUCAAUGUUUCUACUGCUGCAUCUAUUGUGGCAUCAGCGGAAGUAUUUGUUGCAAAACACGGGGCGGGGGCUUCAUCUAGCAAAUCCGGAGCUGCUGACCUCCUCCGAGCUACCACAUACCCUUCUCUGAUCUUAGAGGCUGUCACCCCCGAUUCGAUUUCGACAUUUUUCGAGAAUGGGAGCUUUACGUUUCUGUUCGCUCCUGUUUUCCACCCUGGACUCAAGCAGGUCACUUUAAUUAGAAAGCAACUGGGCUUCAAGACCAUCUUCAAUAUCCUUGGGCCGCUCACCCACCCCUUGAACUCAAUUUUAGAAGCCCGGGUUGUGGGUGUAGCUCAGAGGCGUCUGGGUCCCAUUUAUGCCGAAGCACUCAAAAUCUCUGGAGUGCGGAACGCUCUCAUCGUUUGCGGCGCCGAGGAAUUAGAUGAGAUUAGUUGUGCAGGGCCAACGUUUUGCGUAAGCAUCCCUUUUCUUGUCGCCUGUUCGAUGAUCGAGCGAUCUUCCUGGGUCUAUUAUGUAUUAUUUGACAAUGAAGUAUUCUGAUAUCACGCAGUGGAGAUUGUCCGCAGAAAAUGAUGAUAACGUCGUUCGCAUUGAUUGCUUUCAGUUGGAGCCGGCAGACUUUGGACUUCCUACCCACGAUUUAGAUGAAGUCCCUAUGGGAAAGUCUCCUGAUGAAAAUGCCGAGAUUUUGAUGCAGUUAUUAUCAAACCAACUCGCAAAGGAUAGUCCUACCCUACAUUUCGUCUUGAUGAAUGCAGCAGCUCUUUUAGUUGUCUCCGGCAUAUGCGAUGGUGAAACGGGGGGCAUUGUCAAAGAAAUUGGCCCUGGUCGUGGUCGUUGGAAGGAAGGCGUCAGAAGAGCACGGAAGGGGCUGGAGGAUGGUAAAUCACUGGAGUCUUUCAAUCAGUUCAUCACUAGUGUACGUAGAAAUGCUGUGUGAUACUUCGUUGGAGAGUUUUGUGAAG
Messenger RNA from Hymenoscyphus albidus, 1643 nucleotides. NCBI's taxonomy places the organism in Eukaryota, Fungi, Ascomycota, Leotiomycetes, Helotiales, Helotiaceae. The record is from the annotation of a GenBank genome assembly.